CAUAAAAGGAGAUGUGCUGGUGCUGCGUCGUCAACGCGUUAACUCUGCAUUCUUAACGAGGUUCGGCUGCUGGUUCUGUCUCAGAUCCAUUUGUUGUGCUGAAACUUGGGCCAGUGUUAUCCCAACACGAGCUCCGUGUUCCUGUCUGCGCCUCUUACUGCCCAGUCCUUGGUUCUGGUCCUGCUGAGCGGUGUUUAGUGUCCAGCAGCCAUGUCGGGCUUCAAUCUGCUGCACCUAAUAACCAAGAGUCAGCCGGUGUCUCUGCGGUCCUGCAGCCUUCCUUCAGGAGCUCGUCGGACCAAGAAGUCGUGGCCGCAGAGUUUCUCUCAGGAGGAGCUGAAGGAACGUCUCACUCCUCAGCAGUAUCACGUGACCCAGGAGAGAGGAACUGAGAGGGCCUUCACAGGAGAGUUCGUCGACCAGAAAGAUGACGGCACCUACACCUGCGUCGUCUGUGGGGCUGCACUCUUCAGCUCAAAGUUCAAGUUCGACUCCGGCUCAGGCUGGCCGUCCUUCUUCGACCUCCUGAAAGACGAGUCCAUCACCAAAUCUGAUGAUUUCUCCCACGGGGUGCACCGGGUGGAGACCACCUGCAGCCAGUGCGGCGCUCAUCUUGGACACGUGUUUGACGACGGGCCGAGGCCCACGGGGAAGCGCUACUGCAUCAACUCGGCGUCGCUGGCCUUCCAUCCUGAAGAUCCACACUCGUGUUCCAGCUCGUCACGUGAGGACCGAGCAGCCAGCAGCCCAGUGGCUGAUGGGAAGACGGAGCUCUGAACAGGACCAAGGACGAGUCCUCCAGACGAGACCAUGGUCCUCCAGACGAGACGAUCUGUCAGACGAGACCAUGGUCCUUCAGCUCUGUCGAUAUAAUUGAUCUUUGAAACGUUAGGUGUCACGUCGAGAACACAAACUGCUCCGUUAAUUACACGUAAUCGUCCUCACCCCGUGUCCACAGCGUAACGUCGUCCCCGCCUGGUGUCCAGCUUAACGUCGUCCUCGCCCCGUGUCCAGCUUAACGUCGUCCUCGCCCCGUGUCCAGCUUAACGUCGUCCUCGCCC
Molecule: messenger RNA, 1061 nt
Organism: Nematolebias whitei (Rio pearlfish)
Lineage: Eukaryota; Metazoa; Chordata; Actinopteri; Cyprinodontiformes; Rivulidae
Gene: msrb3
Product: methionine sulfoxide reductase B3
Exons: 7
Coding region: 211-777 (188 amino acids)
Biological process (GO): response to oxidative stress; protein repair
Cellular component (GO): cytoplasm
Molecular function (GO): peptide-methionine (R)-S-oxide reductase activity
Source: RefSeq, a predicted model, not a curated record